GUGUGUAUAUUCGGGUGAAUUGACGCAGGCGCAGAGCUCAUUCCACCUGCAGCGGCGGCAGAGACAGAAGCGGCACCUGAACCGUCCGCAACCAGAACCAGAACCAGGACCAGGAUCUAGAACAAACAAACCGCAGAACAGACCUUUAUUUUCACACCGGAAACAAACAGGUUCAGAGAUGAUGGAGAAGUCAAACAGCCAAUACGACUCCUUCCUGUUCUGGAGGCAGCCAAUCCCGGCCCUCGACCUGUCCGAGCUGGAGGACCUGGGUUUGAUUGACAGUCCUCUGACCAAUGGCAGCAAAGCAAAAGACAAGAAGUCCAAACUGAGGAGUCAGGACGAGGAGGUGGAGCUGGCAGAGUUUUCCUCCUUUAACUACUGGAGAGCUCCCAUCGCCGACGUGGACGCUCUGCUGGCCGACCUCAACCUGCUGCUCUGAGACCAGCCUCACCUGACCCCAGACCACCUGACCCCAGACCUGCCUCCUAUCACUCUGACCCUGGAUCAGUCUGUGCAGCCCCCUCUCCCCCAAGAAACAUUUUUCAGGGGAGUUACCAAAAUAAGAGUCUGUUUUUCAGAGUAAAAGUCCCACUGAGGACAGAGAGGGUCUGCAGAGACUGAUCCUGGUUCAGCUUUGUGUUCACUCUCUGAACCUGAACUCCCUGAAAACACAAAGAGCUCAGAGCGAACGCCGUCUGAGAGGUUUCUCUGCAUGACAACUGAUCCCAGAUCAUCUAAACCUGAUUCAUGGUCUGUUUGUACCUGAGGUGGACAAAAUAUUAGGGACACUCCAUGGCUGUUUUGUUCAGAGGACGUUCACAGGAGAAACAACACGAGAUGUUUGAAUAAAGACAUUUAGUUUGAAUCUGUUCACACAACUGAAGCUUCAUCACACAGAUAACACAUCACAAGAUAAAUAAAACCAAAUCAAACCCUAAAAACCAGAUCAAAACCAGUUAAAUCAGUUUGAUCAGAUGAUUGAUAAUCAAUAAUCUUUGAUCAUAUUUACAAGAGAACGUCUCUGAGAAAUGUUUCUGUCGUGAACAUAAAGCUCCUCGUAGUAUUUGUCCAAUUCUGAUCAAAUAAUUCAGUUUGUUGUUUCAGAAUCGAGCGAUGAUUCUCAUGUGUCAUAAAGAAUUGAUUUAUUUAUUUAUUUAUUAGAAACUGAAGUUUUUUUCUGUUUCCAUCUGUGCCUUUUUUCUUUGUGUUGAGCUGCUUCUUCAUGAUCAGUCAUCGUCCUGUGUUAUUGAUUGAUUUCUCAUGCUGCUGUCUUAUUGUUUCACUGUGAGCAGGCCUCAGACUGGAGCCACAGCUCCACCAUGUUCUCAGCUGCACUCAAUUAAACAAAAUGUCCUUUUUUGAUCUAAAUAAA
Lates calcarifer (barramundi perch) is the source of this 1372-nucleotide messenger RNA. It is a transcript of the gene mllt11, whose product is annotated as MLLT11 transcription factor 7 cofactor. Lineage: Eukaryota; Metazoa; Chordata; Actinopteri; Centropomidae. The transcript has 3 exons. Gene Ontology annotation, biological process: positive regulation of mitochondrial depolarization; apoptotic signaling pathway; positive regulation of DNA-templated transcription. The record is from RefSeq and is a predicted model, not a curated record. Gene Ontology annotation, cellular component: nucleoplasm; cytosol. Bases 179 to 439 code for a protein of 86 amino acids.